ACACGCAUCCUCGUUCUGUCGCUCACACGACCGAGAUGACCCAUUUCACUGUUGAUGUUUGUCAUUACUUCACUGCUUUACGGCACAGCCUUUGGAAUGUGAAAGGGCUCUAUCUAUCCCGACAAUUCCCAGCUGUGCGCAGAAUCCGGUCCGGAGCAAGGAGAGCAUUUUGUAGAAUCGGUGUCUUCUAAACAGCUUUAACAAUGCUUCUUUCAUGUGUGACGUUACUUCUCCUGACUUGCACCUCUUCAGCGGCCAAAGUCAAAGACUUUUAUACUUUCAAAGUUGUAAACAUCAGAGGGAAACUAGUGUCUUUGGAGAAAUACAGAGGCUCGGUGUCGCUCGUGGUGAACGUGGCCAGUGAGUGUGGCUUUACCGAGGGGCACUACAGAGGCCUGCAACAGCUCCACAGGGACCUGGGUCCUUAUCACUUCAACGUGCUGGCAUUCCCCUGCAACCAGUUCGGGCAGCAGGAGCCUGGCAGUGACAAGGAGAUCGAGAGCCUUGCCAGAAGGACCUACAACGUCUUCUUCCCCAUGUUCAGUAAGAUCGCUGUGGUGGGCACCGGGGCCAACAAUGCCUUUAAGUACCUUGUGGAGUCGAUCGGAAAGGAGCCUGACUGGAAUUUCUGGAAGUUCCUCGUGGACCCCAAUGGGAAGGUCGUGGACGCCUGGGGUCCGAACGUACCUGUGGAUGAAAUCCGGCCACAGGUCACUGCGUUCGUGAGGCAGGUGAUCCUCAAGAAGAAAGAUGAGCUUUAGUGUCACACCCAGCCCUGCCAACAGCCUGGACUGUGUCAAGGUGCACCAGCUUUCAUAACAACUGCCCGCUUUCGAAUAUCACUUCAGAAUUUCAAUUCAAAAUGAUCUUAAAUCAACCGGAGCUUCUUGCUGUCAUGCUCCUCAUUUGUGGAACUCUAUUCUGGUUGACAUUAGGCAGGCUGAAACAUUGGAUUCUUUCAAGUCUAAAUUGAAAACAUCCUUUUUUUGGAUGUGCUUUUAUAUAAUGGACUGUAGCUGGAGUGUAUUGCUUAUACGAGCUCUUGUUUCGUUUUUAACUUUGCACAGCGCUGUGCGGUGCCGUGGUGUGAAGGGCGCUAUAUAAGAAUACAUUUGCGAUGGUUCCGGCAACACAAAGUUCUGUUUGUCUUUUUAAAGUCUGAAUAGCUUGAUUUUCAAGCACUGCUGUUGGUGAAACGAGUGACCGGCAGGGAAGCUGGCAUAGUCCACUUCACAAACUAAGAAGCCAAGAAAGACAAGAAACCCUGACUGUAAAAACGUCGUUCUUGCUAGCGGCUGCUGCUCGUAACUAGUAGUGCAGCCUCCUGGUGUGUUCAGUUUAUGAGUGGACCAAAGAGGUGGAGGUGGUAUCGUAGAUAUUAAUCAUUUAUUAGCAGGAUCAUUAGAGCAAAUGAAAGAGAGUUAUUUGAGAAAAAAAGUCCAACAUUUCAACAAGGUAGUUUUCUUUGAAUUUUUUAAAUAGCCUGUGCUUUCUUGUUUUGUUUCUUUUAUGCAUUUCAAAAUCUGAACAAACCAUUUCGACCUUCUGUAGUUUAUGACCCUGAAGAAGCAGGAAAAACAACAACAUUGACUGCAGCACUCCUGUGUAUUUCCAUCAGUCGGAGCAGAAAAUAAAGCUGUUGUCAGGCUAACAAGUAACAAUAAAGCCUGUAUUUCAGGUUGAUCCAGGGCAUAGUAUUGAUUUAUACAACACUUCUGUUAACCCUUUAAUACAUGACAUAUUGUAAAUGGCUGGAAAACAAGGUAGUUUUGGACACAUAAUAAAUAUACUUUUUAAAAUGUUCUUUCCGUUUCAUUAUAAAGGGAACCCAUUACAUCCUCACAUGGGGCUCUCAUGCAUGUGCUUCCACGUGUCUCUGUAUGAAGACUAGAUGAGAGUGCAUGAAAGAGUUUUUAAGGUUUUUUUUUGUUAUCGUGAAUUGCAUGACAAGUUGCAUCUCAGUAAAUACAUGUCACCACCGAGUUGGAGCAGCACACAAAUCCAUGUCUUUUUCUUCCCUUGUUUAUAGCCUGCGUUGUAAUACCACCCUCAUAGUCCUGCAGCUAUUGCCUCUGAACAUAUGUGCACCAAUACAAACUCAUCAUAUUUGCACCUGUUAUCACACCACAUUCUCCUUCAGCCAUCUGCCAUCUGCACCCAGUCAAGGAAACAUGCAGACAUGCAUUGCAGUAUUCGUACUAUACUCAUAACCAAUCACAAUGCAGAAAAGAAUGGCUUCAUCUUUGACAUGAGGUGCACUGCACACAACACACUAGUAUUGUACUGAAAAAACAACAACAUCUGAUUGGCUAUGCUCAAUGCUUUGUAGUUGAAUUUGGAUGUUUAAUGGUACUCGUUAUAUCCGGAAUUAAAAUCAUGUUUGUGGAACAGCGUGUGGGAAAGUCCAUCAUUCACUGCCUUUGUAUCGGCUUCUUCUGCUUGUCUGGUAUGACUUUAUGUAAAGUGUUACCCAUGCUUGAUUCACUGAGAUCUACAGAAAAAAAACUUUCUGCCAGAUACCAAAACUGAGAAUUCAGAGAACGAUUUUUACCACAUCGAGUGUUCAUUGACAGAAAGCAAUGGAAAGCUCUUAUCUCAGGAAGGAUUAUCUGUGACUGGUUCAGUCAUAUGCUCUUGACCACAAUAUUAAAAGCAAUUAAUUGAACGUCCCUAAAUUUAUUCAGACCAGAAGAGUACAGGCAUGAGUGAAAAAGGGAAAUCAAUUGCUGGAAAUGUAAGGCCUUCACUUCUAGUUAGUGGCGUUGCUAGGAUACUACUGGGUUUUUAUUCCCCCCAUUACAGCUUCUUUAUUUACACUUAACAGAUGCUAAAUAGUUAUUAUCCCUUGAAAACUGUAUGGCCUAGGUGUUACUGAGGGAAAUAAUAAAAGGAUAUGUUUUU
Messenger RNA from Polyodon spathula (Mississippi paddlefish), 2901 nucleotides. RefSeq names its product glutathione peroxidase 7-like. The coding region runs from base 204 to 761 and encodes 185 amino acids. The transcript has 3 exons. The record is from RefSeq and is a predicted model, not a curated record. Gene Ontology annotation, molecular function: glutathione peroxidase activity. NCBI's taxonomy places the organism in Eukaryota, Metazoa, Chordata, Actinopteri, Acipenseriformes, Polyodontidae. Gene Ontology annotation, biological process: response to oxidative stress.